AUGAGUGGAUUAAUACAUUGUCAAUUUAAACACAUACCAUCGAAGAAAGAUGGUGAACGACUUGCUGCCAAUAUUGAAACUUUUGUCAAACCUAAAGUAUUUGAUAAGAAAGGUAUACGAGAAUCGGGUGAAGAUGGAAAUAGUACAAUUCAAUUUGCAUUAAAACGUGAAGAAGUAAAUAAAGUUCGUGAUUUGUUAGCACAGGUUUUACCAAAUGAAAAUUCUCCUAUUUGGUUUCAUAUUUUUGAUAAGCCAUUGGAUUCACUUCUUCAACAAACAUUAGCAGAUCCAUCAACUGUAGCUCCUCAUCAAGGAGCAACAUUUUCUGCAACUUGUCUUUUUGGUGCACUUCAAUCUUAUAAUCAAUUUUAUUCUCAUGUUACAUUCAAUAAUAAAGUUGUUAAUGUUUCAUUUAAACCUGCUCGACCAAUAUCUAAUACAUUAUAUAUUGAAUUUGAUGAUAUACGGAUAGUUAUACCAUUCUUAGCUAUUCAAAAAAAGAAUAUUUUGAUCAAUAAAGAUAAUGGUAUGUAUGUAUUACUUCCAUUGAAAUAUGGACCAAGUGUUUUUCGAAUGGUAACAAUCAAAGACAAUGAGAAAAAACCCGUUCGAGUUUGUGCUGAUCAACCAAAUGUUGAUUUUAUCAAAGAUGUUGCACAUUGUUCAGAUGUAGUUUUUAAUAUUGUAUCACCCAAAGAAAAUACUUGGAAAUUUCUUCAUUAUUUUUUAUUUGAUCGACCUGAACGAUAUCAUAUGAAUUUUUCAACAUUUAAAAUAACAGAUUGGUCAAGAGAAAAUAAUAAAAAUCAUCGACCAGAUCCAUUUAAUUAUAGAAAUGCAUCAUUUCAAGAUCGUUAUGCUCUUGAAAUGUUAAUUUCACUUGGAUAUGUCUUUCGAGAUAAAUGGGCAUUAUUUACAAAUGAUGAAUUAAAUUGGAAUCAAUGGAAAAGUGAAGAUCGUUAUAAUUUAUGUUGUUAUGCUGUUGAACAAUUACGUGCUGAUCAUGGAUUUGAUUUAAGACGAACAGAAAAAGAUUAUGAAGAAAAAAGAAGAAAAACAAAUGUUAAACAUCCAAUAUUAGUUCAAGAUCAAGAACGACUUAAAGUUGCUUGUUGUACAUUAACACCAUUGAAACUUAUAUUUCAACCAUUUGAAAUAACAACUGGUAAUCGAACUCUAAGAAAUCCACAAUUUGGUGGUGUUGAACGAUUUCUUCUUGUUCAUUUUCGUGAUGAAGAUAAUCGACAAUUACGUGUUAGUAAUACAAGUAUUAAAAUUCGAUUAAAAAAUUCUAUGCUUAAAGGAAUUGAUUUAUUUAAAAAAACAUAUAAAUAUAUGGGUUCAAGUACAAGUCAAAUGAAAGAAAUGGGCUUUUGGUUUAUUGAUUUACCUUCAAAUAUAAAAGAUAUACAAACAGCAUAUAAUAUACUUGGAAGAUUUGAUAAAAUUAAAAAUAUUGCUACAUAUAUUGCUCGAAUUGGUCAAUAUUUUUCUACGACAUGGCAUAUUGGUAUUAAUUUAACUAAAGUGAAAACUAAAAAUGAUAUACCUAAUGAUAGUAAUUUGUAUUAUGUUUAUGACGAUCCAGAUGUAAAAAGAAAUGGAUAUAAUUUUACAGAUGGUAUUGGAAAAAUCUCAUGGGGUUUAGCUGGACGUGUAGCUCAGAAAAUGAAUAUUCCAUUAUAUAGCAAAGAAGAUAUUCCAUCAGCAUUUCAAAUCCGUGUUGCGGGUUGUAAAGGUAUGGUUGCUAUUGAUCCAGAUUCAAAUUUAAAUGAUUAUUAUAUAUCUGUACGGGAAUCCAUGAUGAAAUUUGAAAGUGAUGAUUGGAAUUUAGAAAUAUGUGAAUUUGCUCGACCAAUGACAUUAACAUUAAAUAAUCAAGUUAUUCGUCUUCUAAGUGAUUUAGGAAAUCCAGAUGAUGUUUUUAUUAGUUUUCAAAAUCGAGGACUUACUCAAUGGGAAGUACCUGAAGAUCAACAACCAACAGCGAUUGAUAUUGCUGUACAAAAGAAUGCUUCUUAUUCAUUAUCACGAGAUAAUUUAAUUACCAAUCGUAUACCAAUUCCACCGACAGAUGGUCGAAAUUUAUUUGGAAUUGCUGAUGAAACUGGUGAAUUAAAAUCUGGUCAAUGUUUUAUACAAUAUUCUUUAUUGGAUUCAACAAAAAAAACAACUAAUCAAGAAAAAUUUCAUGUUCUUCAAGGUACGGUACUUGUAACUAAAAAUCCAUGUUUAUGGCCUGGUGAUUUCCGUCGAUUACAAGCUGUUCGAAAUCCUCGAUUAGAAAAAUGUAUGCGUGAUGUUAUUGUAUUUCCAAUAAAUGGUUCUCGUCCACAUUCCAAUGAAAUUGCUGGAUCUGAUCUAGAUGGUGAUCAAUAUUGGGUUUAUUGGGGUGAUGAUUUCAAAAUUGAACGAGAUGUUCCACCAUUAUCUUAUGAAGGAGCGAAGAAAGUUGAAGUUGAAAAAAUUGAUCAAGAAAUUAUUGUUAAUCAUAUUGUUGAAUCAUUUGGUGCUGGGAUUAUUUUAGGUAUGAUUGCAAAUACACAUACUGUUGUAGCUGAUCGACAUGAUAAACAUUCAUUUGGUGAACCUUGCCGAGAAUUAGCGGAUUUAUUUUCACUCGCUGUUGAUUCACCAAAAACAGGAAGAUUUGUUGAUAAAAAAGAACUUCGACCAUAUCAAGCACAAUAUUGUACGAGUUGGCCAAAGUUUAUGAGAAAAUUUGGUGAACCAUCGUAUAAUUCCAGUAGUAUUUUAGAAAAACUUUUCUUAAUAGCUGAAAAGAAAUAUUAUGAAUGGCAAGAAAGACCAGUUGUCAAUGCAUUUCCACAAGAAAUCAAACCUAUAAAAGGUACAGCAGUAUCACAAAGUCUAGAUGAAGAGUUUAAAAAUUGGCUUGAUGGAAAGAAAAUCACGAAAAAAGCAGCAAAAGGAUCGGAUACUCCUGAAUUACCAGAUAUUAUACCAUCAACAGUACCAAAAAAGUCUGGCAAAGUUACACUUCAAUCAUCGGAAGAUAAACCAAGUCUACCAGAACCAUCGGUGAAACCAAAGAUUCCACGCAAUCCAAAACCAAAAAAACCCAUCGAAGAAAACAAUCCGAUUGUACUGAUUAAUUCAGAUCCUCCAGCGUCGACAUCGUCGUCUCUGGCUUCAUCCGCAACAUCGAUAGUUAAUGACCCUUAUCAACCUGAUUUUCUUAUGGGUGUUGAUGUAAAAACUUCCACUGUUAGUAUUAUACAAUUUUCUCCUUCUGCUACAAACACGAUGUGUACAGUUCAUCUCAAUAAAGAAACUACAAAUACCAUCGAUAGAGAACAAGUGGUGGAUAAAAUAGUAUCAUACUUAGAAAAACAAGAUAUUUUCAAGAAAAAAUCAUCUUCAUACAAUGAAAUGUUACAUGGAUCACUUAGUUUAUUAGUUUGUUAUGGUCAGAUAUAUUUUAUUGAACAAAAUCCAAUGCCACAAAAACUUGGUAAAUUACAAGAAAUUAUCAAAGAAAAAUCGGAUCAAUUCAUUCGUUUUAAUAAUGCUGAAAUUGAUCAUUUGAAUACUCGAAAGAUAUCAAUAUCAACAACUAUAAAAACAAAAUAUGAUUAUGAAUUUAAUUGUUAUUUAAAUUCCAAUUCAUCUGAAUAUUAUACUUUAUUAUUUGAUAAAAAUAAAACACUUAAACAAAUAUGUUUUUAUCGAAUAUGGUCACGAUGUUAUGUACGACAACCAGCUUUUAUUGCAGAUUGUUUAUAUGAAAUUCGUUCAGGAAUUACAUACGAAUCAGAUUCAUCAGAUUUUAAUAGAAUUGCUGAUCUCAUUUUACGAUCGAAAUCAACUGGAUUAUUAGAUGGUCGUAAACCAAAUAUUAAAAUAAAUCGUGAUCUUCUUCAAUCAUCAAUAAUACCAAUUAAUCUUAAAAUUAUUAAUGAAGAUCAACAAACUCUUAUAGAUCCAUCAAUCACUCAAUCUAUUUAUCGAAAAGUAAAAUAUAUAUCCAUAGAUGAACAACAAGAUAAACCUAAAUUAAUUUCAUCUAUGGAAUAUCGUGUUUCACCUAUUACUAAAGAUCAAAAUAUAUUAAAUGAUAUCUGUGAUACUGCUUUACCAUCAAUAGAGUAA
This is a messenger RNA of Adineta ricciae, 4113 nucleotides long. NCBI's taxonomy places the organism in Eukaryota, Metazoa, Rotifera, Eurotatoria, Adinetida, Adinetidae. The record is from the annotation of a GenBank genome assembly.